Messenger RNA from Adineta steineri, 1416 nucleotides. The record is from the annotation of a GenBank genome assembly. NCBI's taxonomy places the organism in Eukaryota, Metazoa, Rotifera, Eurotatoria, Adinetida, Adinetidae.
AUGGUAAUGGCAAACAAUAAAACACAAUGUUUUACAUGUAAUAAGGAAAAAAUCACAUAUCCUUGUAAAGGAUGUUUAAAAGAAUUUUGUUUAAUACAUUUAACACAACAUCAACAAAUAUUAAAUGAAGAAUUAAAUGAUAUUACUAAUGAAUAUAAUGAAUUUAAACAAAAAAUUAAUCAACAAAAACAAAAUCCACAAAAUGAUUUAUUAAUAAAUCAAAUCGAUCAAUGGGAAAGAAAUUCAAUUGAAAUAAUUCAAAAAAAAGCAGAAGAAUGUAGAAAAAUUGUUAUUGAAUAUUUACCAACAUUCUUUAAUGAUCUUGAAAAUAAAUUUAAUGAUUUAAAUGAGCAAAUAAAACAUAUUAAUGCUGAAAAUGACUUUAAUGAAAUAAAUUUAAAUUAUUUAAGAAAUCAAUUAAGAGAAAUUACAGAAGAAUUAAAUAAUUCAUCAAAGAUUUCGAUUCAACAAGAUUCACAAGCAUUUAUUAAUGAUAUUUCUAUUAUUUUAUCAAAAAAAUCAAAAUUUAACAAAUGGAAACAAAGUGGCAUCACUGUGGUUGGUGGAAAUGGACAAGGACACGAAUUAGAUCAACUGAAUUCUCCUCGCGGAAUCUUUACUGAUAAAAAGAAAAAUAUUUUUAUUGCUGAUUAUUGGAAUAGUCGUAUUGUUGAGUGGAAAUACAAUGCAAAAGAAGGACAAAUUAUUACAGGUGGAAAUGGACAAGGAGAUCGAAUGAAUCAAUUGGAUCGACCAACAGAUGUGAUUGUUGAUCAUCAAAAUAAUUCGAUUAUCAUUGCUGAUAAAGGGAAUAGACGAGUGAUUCAAUGGUUUAAUCAAAAUCAACAAAUUCUCAUUGAAAAUAUUGACUGUUGUGGCUUGGCAAUGGAUAAAUAUGGAUUUCUUUAUGUUUCUGAUUGUGUGAAGAAUGAAGUGAGACGAUGGAAAAUGGAAGAAUAUAAUAAUGAAGGAAUUGUAGUGGCUGGUGGAAAUGGCAAAGGAAAUCAACUCAAUCAACUUGAUUUUCCUAAUUUUAUAUUUGUUGAUGAAGAUCAAUCAGUUUAUGUAUCAGAUAGCAGCAAUCAUCGUGUGAUGAAAUGGAGAAAAGAAGUAAAAGAAGGAAGAAUUAUGGCUGGUGGGAAUGGUAAAGGAGAAAAUCUCAAUCAAUUAUUUGGGCCUCAAGGAGUAAUUGUUGAUGAUUUAGGUCAAAUCUAUGUGGCAGAUUUUGAGAAUGAUCGAGUAAUGCGUUGGUGUGAAGAAAAAGAAGAAGGUGAAAUUGUUGUUGGUGGAAAUGGAAGAGGAUAUCAAUAUAAUCAAUUGAAUGGUCCCAUUGGUUUAUCUUUCGAUGAUGAAGGAAAACUCUAUGUUGUUGAUAAUUUAAAUCAUCGAAUUCAAAAAUUUGAAAUAAUUUUGUGA